Messenger RNA from Rhododendron vialii, 2927 nucleotides. Its product is annotated as pentatricopeptide repeat-containing protein At5g18475-like. The record is from RefSeq and is a predicted model, not a curated record. Gene Ontology annotation, molecular function: protein binding. NCBI's taxonomy places the organism in Eukaryota, Viridiplantae, Streptophyta, Magnoliopsida, Ericales, Ericaceae. Bases 622 to 2154 code for a protein of 510 amino acids. The transcript is spliced from 6 exons.
UUUCCCCCUUUCUUUUCUUUCUUUUUCGGCGUCUCUGUCUCUCUCGGCUCUCAUCGCUCUCGGCUCUCAUCUCUCUCACCUUCUCUCUUCGAUUUCAUCUACUACGAGUUACUAAAGUUGUUCUAUGUGACGAGAGCUUCCUAUCCAUCCAAGAAAAUUCCUGAUCGGAGCACUUCGAAGUUUUCUCCAUGUUCGGGCUUGCUUCUAACCUUUGAGGAUGUUCAGUAUGAAUCCCUUGAAUCAUUAUGUCAUCUGAAGCAUUUUGCUUCGAGGGAGUCCCCUUGCAAGUCGGAAGGUGAAGCCUCAGGUGUAUCCUCUAAACUGAAGUUACUUGAGUGGGAACUGCUGAAUUUGGAAAGAAUUGGAAAAAGUGAUCUAUCCAAGGUAUCGUCAAAGAAGCGGAAGCAAACAAGGAGAUAUCAGGCUCUUGCAGGGAAGAUCGAUAACUUAUGUAGAAGAAUGGACCUUGAGAAGUAUGCAAAUCUUAAUGCUGUUCAAGAAUGAAGAGAACUUCUUAUGGGAGUAUCACACAUUCAUGUUCUGCAGCUUAUGAUCCAAUUUACUGACAUAGUCAUAGUAUUAUGAAGCCCUAUAAUAGCCUCAACAGUUUUCUUGGAUUAGAUGAAAGUCGCUUUCCAUAAGCACCGGUGGUUCUCUACUUCGACUUCUACGCUGUCAUCUUCACUUCCAUGGAUCUCCCCGCUUCAGCUCCUCAAAAACCCUUCUCAAAAACCAGACCUUCCUACCGAAACCACAUUCACCACAGUUGAAGCUCGAAGGAAAUCCAAAUACAUAUCUCACAAUUCUGCCAUCAACUUGAUAAAACGUGAGAGGGAUCCACAACGUGCCCUAGAGAUUUUUAACAAGGCAUCCGAUCAAAGGGGAUUUAAUCACAAUAACGCCACCUAUGCGACUAUUCUCGAUAAGCUUGCUCAGUUCAAGAAAUUUCAGGCAAUUGAUGCAGUUCUUCAUCAGAUAACAUAUGAAACAUGCAGGUUUCACGAGGGCAUAUUCCUCAAUCUCAUGAAACAUUUCUCAAAAUCCUCUCUACAUGAAAGAGUGCUUGAGAUGUUUUAUGCCAUUCAAACAAUUGUUCGCGAGAAGCCCUCCCUUAAAGCCAUCAGCACCUGUCUUAAUCUUCUGGUUGAGUCAAAUCAGGUUGAUUUGGCACGAACAUUCCUUGUGAAUGCAAAGACGAAUCUCAACUUGGAGCCUAACACUUGUAUUUUCAACAUCUUGGUUAAAUACCAUUGCAAGAAAGGGGAUAUCGAAUGUGCUUUUCAAGUGGUGGAAGAGAUGAAAAAGUCCGAAACUUAUUACCCUAAUUUGAUUACCUAUUCGACUUUGAUGGAUGGUCUUUGUGAAUGUGGAAAGCUCAAAGAAGCAGUUGAUGUGUUCGAGGAAAUGGUCUCGAAAGAUCAAAUCAUGCCCGAUGCUUUAACUUACAAUAUUUUGAUUAAUGGAUUUGCCCGUUGGGGAAAAGUUGACCGGGCAAAUAAAAUAAUCGAAUUCAUGAAGAAGAACGGUUGCAAACCAAAUGUUUUCAAUUACUCAGCCUUAAUGAAAGGGUUUUGUAAGGAGGAAAGAUUGGAAGAGGCCAUUGAUGCUUUUACUGAGAUGAAGAACAUUGGUCUGAAACCCGAUACAGUUGGUUAUACCACUUUGAUUGAUAGCUUUUGUAAAAAUGAGAGGACUGAUGAAGCCAUGGAUUUGCUUCAAGAGAUGAAAGAAAAAGGCUGCAGAGCUGAUGUUGUCACCUUUAAUGUGAUAUUAGGAGGAUUGUGCAGAGAAGGUAGGGUUGAGGAGGCUCUAGGGAUGCUUUGUACGCUACCUUAUGAGGGUUUUUCUUUGAACAAAGCAAGUUACCGAGUUGUGUUGAAUUGUUUGUGCAGAGAAGGGGAUUUAGGCAAAGCUCUUGAGUUGUUGUGUUUGAUGUUGGAUAGGGGGUUUGUGCCGCAUUUCGCAACUUCAAAUGAAUUACUGGUUCGUCUUUGCGAGGACGGGAAGGUGGUGGAUGCUACGACAGUGUUGUUUGGAUUGAUGGAGAUGGGGUUCAAACCGGAGCCUGAUUCAUGGAGUGUUUUAGUUGAUGUUGUAUGCAGAGAGAGGAAGUUACUGCCUGCGUUUGUUCUACUAGAUGAGUUAUGGAAAUAGAGGACAAAAUCCAUAUACUUGGUAAUUAUUUAAUGGUUUUUUUAUUCCGCAAUAUUAACAAAGUCUUGUCUAAUGGUCGUGCAGAAUAGUGUAAUAGUAAAAUCCCUCGAGCUCAACUAUCUACUUCCACCUCCCACGUAUACACACGCUCGCACAUGAAAUGCUUGUAGUUCGAGAAGAAAGAGUGUUCGAGAAUAAUGGACUAGAGAGUAAAUCUUCCAAUUAAAAAAAAAGAGGAAGAGUUUUGGACCAAGCUGUUUGUUGUCCCAAAUGUGGCAGGAGAGUUCUUUUUCCGCUUAAAGCCAUUGUGUGACACAAAGGAUGGAGAGGUUUUAAUGGUAUUGGAUUCGGAUAGGAUAGUAGUCUAUAACCCGAAGCAAAAUAGAUAUAAGAGGAUUGGGAUCCCAAAGACUUGCAAAUGGAUUGAUGUGGCAUUUUAUACCGUCUCUUUUCUCACCUUGUGGUUGCAAUGGCAUUAAAUGGGACCGCUAAUCCGAUGGAAAUGGAAGAGGAAGUGAUAGUUCAAAAGAUCAAUCCGCUACUUUGCUCAUUCUUUGUAUUUGCUUAUGUAGCUUGAAACUUGCAAUUUAACUAUCGCAAUGUUGUUGAUGGUUUUGUUUUGUUUUUCAUUGUUUUGUUGUUAGGUUGUUACCCUUGUUAGUGUUCCAAUAGAAGAACCAUGAUCCUUGUCCACGUGAGUGCUACUUCAUUUGUUUUUGUGUUAUCGAGCACAAUGUAGAAUGCACAACAAUCAAAGUCAAAUCUUUUGUUGA